Molecule: messenger RNA, 1416 nt
Organism: Raphanus sativus (radish)
Lineage: Eukaryota; Viridiplantae; Streptophyta; Magnoliopsida; Brassicales; Brassicaceae
Exons: 2
Coding region: 1-1416 (471 amino acids)
Source: RefSeq, a predicted model, not a curated record
AUGGCUUCACUCUACACUCAGCGAGACAGUGAAGAGGUACCUCGCCGACCUGCCUCAACCGAAGACGAACCCGAAAGCCGAGGAGCCGCGAACGAUAGGACCCGAGUACAAGUAGAUAGCGAUUCCGAUACGGAGGACGAGGAGUAUUCACCCGACAAUCCCAAGAUCUCAGAUCCAGCCCUAGCAGCUUACUUAGAAAGAGUGGUCUCCGAAAGGUUCGGCACCAUUCAAUCUAUGGUAGAAAGGCUUCCAGGGGCAGCUCCUCCUAUUCGAAGAAGCAAUCAGGGGUCCUACUCCGAUACACCUUUUGUGGAAGAGAUUGCUUCGGUGGAGAUGCCGCGAAAGUUCUCUUUCCCAAGCAUAAAGAUGUACGAAGGUACUGGGGAUCCCGACAAUCACAUUGCUCAGUACAAGCAACGCAUGCUAGCAGUAGCAAUCCCUCAAGAUGCACGGAAAGCUACCAUGUGCAAGGGAUUCGGAUCGACCUUGACCGGCCCGCUCUUCAGUGGUAUAUCAACCUGCCCACCAAAUCCAUCAAAUCCUUUGCAGCCCUUAGCGAUAACUCGCUUCAACCAGGCGAAGGUGGCUAUUCCUGAGUGCAACGCUGAUACGACUAACUCAGCCUUCAAGAGGGGUCUACUUCCAGUGGGAGACCUUUACAAGGAGCUGAUCAAAUACAAGUGCAGGAUUAUGGAAGAUGUGCUCUCCUGUGCUUGGGUUCAAGUAAGAUGGGAAGAAGAUGUUGCUAGUAGGACUAAAGCCGGUCCAAAGUACGAUCAGAAGCCGUCAAAGGCUACAAGGAAUGACCGCGACGAGUCUUCCCACUCGAAGUCCGCCAGGGAGACUAGCAACCCGAAUAGGGGCAGGUAUCAGCAUCGACCUUUGCCUAGAUCCGAAGGGAUGAUUGUGUCUACUUGGCCUGACAUCUCCCAUCUCGCGAUAACUAAACCGGAGCUGAUCAGUGACUUACGACAAAUGGGUCCUCAAGUUAAGUGGCCUCCUAAGAUGAAGGCCGCAGAGGCUAAUCGAAAUCCCAAGCGAUGGUGCGAGUUCCACAGUGAUCAUGGACAUACUACAGAGGAUUGCAUAGCCCUAAAGAUGGAAGUCGCCGAGCUCCUCAAGAACUUUUUAAAUAAAGAAAGUCCCAGCCUCCCUAUCGAGGCAGCUCCUGCAUUGCCACCACAGCAAGAUCGGGUUAUCCACGUCAUCACAGGUGGAUCAGAGGUGAGCGGAAUUAGCAGUGCCGCAGCCAAGAAAAGUACUCGCAAUGCCAGGAACGGCCGAGAGGCCGAGGGUCCCAAGCGCCUGCCCCUUGGAACAGAUGAGAUCAGUUUCACUGCAAGGGACCAGGAGAAGGUCCUCGUCCCUCAUCAUGACGCUCUCGUCAACCUUAGGGGAAAGACUCAGGUCUCAUAG